This is a messenger RNA of Brassica rapa (field mustard), 7426 nucleotides long. RefSeq names its product receptor-like protein kinase ANXUR2. Gene Ontology annotation, molecular function: transmembrane receptor protein tyrosine kinase activity; ATP binding. The record is from RefSeq and is a predicted model, not a curated record. NCBI's taxonomy places the organism in Eukaryota, Viridiplantae, Streptophyta, Magnoliopsida, Brassicales, Brassicaceae. Gene Ontology annotation, biological process: protein phosphorylation.
AUGAAUUUUGCAAUGUACUGGUAUAAUCAGCUUCGCUAGGCUUCACUGUGUAAAGGGGUUAAAAAUUCAAAUGAUUAGCUAAUUAAGUCGAGAUUAGCUAGCUAGCUUGGACUGUGUAAUGUGUUUAGAGCUGUGAUUGAGUUGGGAUGUUCCAUGCCAUUUGAGAUGCUUCUCACAUGAGGAAAGGAGGGAGAUGUGAUGAAUGUGUCGGUGUGUCUAUAAUAUUGUGCUGAUGUUGAAUCUGGAUUUGUGGGUUGAAUGGAGUUUUGAACCUUAACUAGUGCGCAAUAUGAUAUUUAAGAAGAAGAAAAAACAUUUUUUGUUACCUAUCUCUUUUCAUUGCUAUGUCACUUGAGAAAAGUAUUUGAUACACAUGUAAAAAACUGUCAGAAAUUCAUAUCAAGUUGAUCAAAGAUUUGUACAUUUGCGUAUGACACAAGUGAGGUUCAUAGAACACUUCCAUCGAUGAGUUCUCAUCCGAGGUACUUUUAGUUUAGUUUCUUUGAAAAAUAAAUAAAAUUUAAGUAUUUAAUAAAUGACAAUAAAAUAAUACUAAUUGAUAAUGUUGCUGUUAUGGAAAGCAUGCUUGAAAGUCUUUUCACCUGGUAACCAUCAAAUCCACAACCAUAUAUUAUAAUUUUAUAUGCAUACAGUAAACAAAUAAGAAGGGGCUUCAUGUCUUCAUUUUGUUACCUUUCCUCAUUUCCUGUGUAGAGAGAACCAUAAUCUCUUGCUCUCUCUGUGGUUGUUUCUUUCCUCCCAUAACUUUUCUCUUUCAGCGACAUCCUUCUUUUUUUUUUGAAACACUCAGAGACAUCCUUCUUGUAGGAUUCUUUCUAUACUAUAUCUCACCAACAAGAGUAGAAAACAAGUGCUUUGAAACUUUGAGUCACAAACGUCUACAUUCAUUAGUGAGAUUUUGCAUCAUAGAUGCAAAUGCAACAGCUUGUGCCCAAUGCCUUGAUCUUUGUUCCUGUUGGGGAUUGUCCCCUGCACAACUCAAAUUCACAAUGACUAAUCUAUGUAUUGUUUCCGUAAAAACAAGAUAUGUGGCUACACCUAAAUGUUCAAGUGUGAUGUGUUUGAGUAUGAGUUUGUAUGAGCAUAAAGUAAUGAACACAGAAAUUUGUUAACGGGUUCGUUUUCUACAUCCCCAUCCAGAGGCGGACGCAAAGGCAAGCUCAUGGGGGCAUGUGCCCCCAACUGUUUUUCAAUUUUCCUUAAGUAAUUAUUGUAAAGCCUAAGAAAUGCCUUCAACUCAAAAAUUAAUCUUAAUGGAAACAAUCUUGUGCCCCGGACUACUUAUGUUCCUACAUCUGCUACUGUCCCCUUCCCCGAGACCACGUCCAGAACUCAUUUACUAGAAAAGAACACAAACGAUUUUAGAUUUGGUUACGGGUCUGUCUAGAUGUAUGUUCUUCCUCUGCUGGCUGCGUGUGACACCAAUUAACACGGCCAACAAAGAAGCUUCUACGGGUCGGGUUGAUCAGAAACUCUUCUCUAUCCUGUUUUCUGCCUGAAAAUUUCGCCGACACAGCCACGUAAACCCUCACAAAAGAGACUCAAGUAGGCUUUAAUGGAGGAUUAGAAAAGUAGUUUCCACCAUUGAUUUAUGAAAUGGAGUCAAGCUAUUUUCCCUCCAUUGUUUAAAUUUGAUACAAGGACUCAUUCCAUAUAUUUAGAGACCUUUCUUUGUUUAGAUUCUUGACCCCUUAAAAGAAAACGAGUUUUAGAAUUAUCCUACUCUAAAAGAAUAUACAUUGACCAAACUUGAUAGUUUUCCUAUUUUAAGAUUCAAGUAAAAUUUAAGAAUUUUACUUAUAUUAUCAAAGUAUAUUUCAAUUAAAAUAAAGUCAUGAAUUUUAUUUCAAAAGCAUGAAAAGAAACUCAAACGUAUAUGUUUUCCUCUUCUAACCAAUUUUCUAAACAUAGCUUUCUCGAUUAAUCCUCUCUACCAUACAUUGUGUAACUAUUUUCUGUUUCUCUUUCCGACACAAUACCGAAAAAUGAGAAAAAACCAAUAACCUUUUUGUCUUGUUGAGGUUUCUGCUUCUGUUUCCAUGGCUUUGAUCAUACAUUGUUAGGUUACAGAGAGGAGAAGAAACAAGCCUCCAGUUUUCUCUGCUGGUGCUUAAGCCAUGAACGAGAAAACGCGGAAUCUAUGUUCCCUCAUCUGUUUCUUCUACGUUCUUCUCGUUUCCCCUUCUCAAUCUAACGCUAAAGACGUUGCGUUGGGCUGCGGAGCGACAGAACCAUCAACUGAUCCAGACAAGAAAAAAUGGGAACCAGACACCAAGUUCUUGAAAACACCAAACACGGUUCAGGCAACAGCUACGUAUCAAGAUCCUUCGCUUCUCUCAACUAUCCCUUACAUGACAGCAAGAAUCUUUACAGCUCCUGCGACCUACGAGAUCCCUGUUAAAGGAGACAAAAGACAUUUGCUCCGUUUACAUUUCUACCCAUCAGUAUACACAGGACUCAACAUCGACGACUCUUACUUCUCCGUGGCAGCUAACGAUGUUACACUUCUAAGCAACUUUAGUGCAGCUAUCACAUGUCAAGCCCUAACACAAGCUUACCUCGUUAGAGAAUAUUCUCUUGCACCAACCCUAAAAGAUGUCUUGACCAUCACGUUAACUCCUUCUGAUAAACAUCCUAAGGCGUUUGCUUUCAUAAACGGUAUUGAGGUCAUUGAGAUGCCUGAGCUGUUUGAUACGGCUGUUCUCGUUGGUUUCGCGGACCAGACAUCUGAUGUUAAGUCCGCGAAUCUUCAGACAAUGUUUAGGGUUAAUGUCGGUGGUCAAGAUAUACCUGGAAGCAAAGACUCUGGUGGGUUAACAAGAACGUGGUACAACGAUGCUCCUUACAUAUUCAGUGCUGGUCUUGGUGUUACCCUUCAAGCAAGCGACAACUUCAGGAUUGAUUACCAGAAAAUGCCGGUUUCUACUGCUCCAGCUGAUGUCUACAAAACAGCUCGAUCACAGGGACCCAAUGGAGAUCUCAACGUGAAAUCAAACCUAACAUGGGUGUUUCAAGUUGAUACAAACUUCACAUACAUCAUGAGACUCCAUUUCUGCGAGUUCCAGCAAUCUAAAAUCAACCAGAAAGCUUUCAACAUAUACAUCAACAACAAAACCGCACAAGCGGACGCAGAGGCUGCAGAUAUAAUAGCAUGGUCUGGAGGUAAAGGUGUCCCAACGUACAAGGACUACGCAAUGUACGUUGAUACUACUAACGGAGGCGAAGAGGUUUCACUUCAGAUGACUCCUUCCGUAUUUGCCAAGCCAGAGUAUCUCGACUCGCAGCUCAACGGGCUAGAGAUAUUCAAGAUGGACACAAUGAAGAACCUCGCGGGUCCAAACCCUAGACCAUCUGACAUGAAAGCUAAUGAAGAUGCUAAAAAAGAGUUUCGAGGUGACAAAAGAGUCACAGCUUUCGUUAUUGGCUCAGCUGGUGGAGUAGCAGCGGUUUUACUAUGCGCAUUGUGUUUCACAAUGUAUCAAAGGAAACGUAAGUUCCAAGGAAGUGAAUCUUACACGUCGAGCUGGCUUCCUUUAUAUGGAAACUCCCAUACUUCUACUAUAUCGGGUAAGAGCAACAACGGAAGCCACUUAUCUAACCUAGCAGCUGGUCUAUGUCGAAGAUUCUCGUUGUCGGAAAUAAAACACGGAACUCAAAACUUCGAUGAGUCUAACGUCAUCGGAGUUGGAGGGUUCGGUAAGGUUUACAAGGGUGUGAUAGACGGAGGGACAAAAGUGGCCAUCAAGAAAUCAAACCCUAAUUCAGAACAAGGUCUCAACGAGUUCGAGACAGAGAUCGAACUUCUCUCAAGGUUAAGACACAAACACUUAGUCUCCUUGAUAGGUUACUGCGACGACGGUGGAGAGAUGUGUCUCAUAUACGACUACAUGUCACUCGGAACGCUUAGGGAGCAUCUUUACAACACGAAGAGACCUCAGUUAACUUGGAAACGACGUUUAGAGAUAGCCAUUGGAUCUGCGAGAGGGUUGCAUUACCUUCACACGGGUGCAAAGUACACGAUCAUUCACCGUGACGUGAAGACAACAAACAUCUUGUUAGACGAGAACUGGGUCGCGAAGGUUUCUGACUUCGGUUUGUCCAAAACCGGACCGGACAUGAACGCGGGAGGUCAUGUUUCGACCGUGGUCAAAGGAAGUUUCGGGUAUUUGGAUCCAGAGUACUUUAGGAGACAGCAACUAACUGAGAAGUCAGAUGUGUACUCUUUUGGAGUUGUGUUGUUUGAGAUCUUAUGCGCUAGACCAGCGUUGAACCCUAGCUUGCCUAAGGAGCAAGUGAGUCUUGGAGACUGGGCUUUGAACUGUAAACGUAAAGGGAAUCUUGAUGAUAUCAUUGAUCCUAACUUGAAAGGGAAGAUCAAUGCGGAGUGUUUGAAGAAGUUCGCUGACACGGCGGAGAAGUGUCUUUCCGACAGUGGGUUAGACCGACCGUCCAUGGGAGAUGUGUUGUGGAAUCUUGAGUUUGCGCUUCAGGUGCAAGAAACUGCUGAUGGCACGCGUCGUCGAACGCCUAGUCAUGGCAGCGCUUCGGAGGAUCUAGGCGGAGGAGGUGGUGGUGGAGGUAUGGCGGUCAACGUUAGCGCCGGUGAACAUGACGUCAGUGACUUGUCCUCGGAAGAAAAUAGUGGGAUAUUUUCUCAAAUUGUAAAUCCUAAAGGGCGAUAAAAGGUAAAUUCACAACCGAACAUUCUUGAUAUGAAAAGUCAUUUUUUUCUUAUUUUGUUUUUUUCUAUGUCAUGUGAUAGACAAAGAAGUAACUUAACUAUACAGUCUAUUCAUUCCUUUUAAUUUGCUUGUGGUUUUAUCAAUUAAUCUAAACUCAAAACAUUUGUAAAAUUAUAUAUAUGUGUGUUGUUAUAUAUGUUAUCAAGAAUAUUGUAUAAUGGUUUGAAAUUAGAAUUCUAUAUCAUUUCCCCCCUAUAUGUAUGUUGCUUUAGUUUAUAUUUAGAGAGUAAACCCGAAGAGAUUAAGGAAAAGUUUGAGGAGUAAUCAUUUUCUCAUUGGAUUUUAGAAUAAGGCCAUUGGAUUUUUGGUUAAAGAAAUCUCGACGUCCCUUUGGGAUUGGAUUCCAUCAGAUUGCUUCUAUGAAGCCCAAGACAAAAUGUUUUAUGUUUGUAAAACAUAUUGUAAGCAUAUAACAAAGAAGCUUUUAGGAAAGAAGGAGUUUGGUCGGUUCCUCUAUAUCUAUAAGCAUAUAACAAAAAAAUACAUAUACUCAUGUGGUUGGUGAAUGUUCGGAAUUUUCAUAGGCUAUAGGGAAAAUAUCUAAAAUAUCAUCUACUUUUAAACCAACUGAUUUUUUUUUUGAAGAUUUUGAAAAAGAAGAAGCAAAGAUCAAACACACAUUUUGCAAACUGGAUAUUAUAAAAUUAGCAUUGUAUACAUAUAUUUAUAUGGUAGUGUCUGUAUACUAUAUAAUGGCUCAAUGAUUAUGUUGAUGGGGAUCAUCAUAUUCACAUUCCAUAGUGGAUGUCGAACCAAAGGUCACUACCAAAGUGGAUGAUGGUACGAAUUUCAUAUUUUAUGUCUUUAUCAGCUUUGCAACCAUCCUAUAUAUCAUUUAAGUACAUAUGUUUUAUAUAUUAUGCACUUUAUACAUUGUCUAAGAAAAAAAUGCACAUCUUCAUAUCAAAACUAUUUUAGUAUUCAAUCUUCCCAGGUAUGCACCAUAUUCCAAGCGCGGCGCAUAUAUCAUUAAGUAGUAAUAGUAUCUUUUUCAAUCUUCCCAGAUAUACAACAAACGCAUCCUAAUCGGAGAAUCCAACUUGGUUAUUAUAGUUUGAUUUUCUAAACUAAAAUUACAACUAAUUUCACGAUACGGCGCACGUCACUACUAAAGCUGCACAUGGACACAUAUGUGACAUACAUGUAUAUGAUUGGAUAGGAAUGAAAUCAAAGAAAGGAAUGGUGAUAAGAUAUGCAUCGUGGGCUUGAUACGAUAUCCAAAUUAAAAAAGAUGAAAAAAGCUCCAUGCGUCAGAAAGAUUAUUGUCAACAAAAUAAUUGAUUUGCUCUUUGGCUUUUGCUCCUAAUAUUUUCGACGAUUUCGAGAACCUUAUUGGAUGCGCUCAACGUAUUAUAGUAUUAGAAAACGGAUAUACUAAUUAAAAUUUUUAAGUGGUGGAGCAGGCCAAUCUAGUGUGAUUAUAUGAUAGUGCCUUUGUAAGUGUGAAAAUUGACGAAAACGAAUCGGACAGGCCUACUUAACCUAACGAGUAGAGGACGAACAUACAACGACAAAGAAAACGACUAUGAUACAUAAAAUAUUGCUUUGAACGAUACAGAAGUUGAAUUUCUUAAAUAGACUCUCUACACAAACAGAAAACAAAUGACAAAGGCAAAACUUAUGUCAUCGCAACAAGUAAAUGGAUGAACAAAAUCGAAACAGCUAAGGUACAAAAUAAAUCUCUUUUCAGUACUGAAGCGUGGAGAAACAAACAGUUCAUUAAGUACAUGACAAGAGGCAAAGAGAAUCUUUGCCGGGUCAACUCAUGUCUGUGUCUCAUUUUGGGUCCACUCUUUUUAAUUGAAAUUUUACUUCUUGGUUUUUUUCUUCAUUACUGUGACGAGAUCUCGAGUUUAUGAAAAUAAUCAGACUAAAUUUUAAGAAAAAGUGCAAUUUUCCAGAUAUUUAAGUGAGAUUUAGAACAUAUAUCUAUAUCCGUAUCACAAAGUAAAGUGCAACGAAAUAUCUUCAUACCCUUUUACUGGAAUAGUAAUUUAAUUUUGGAUGUAAAUUAAACAAAAACAUAUGAUUGGUAUAAAUAUUAAAUGUCAAUAAAGUUUUCCAUUUUCAAAAUAAGACAAGAAACAGACAACAGUGCAUGUUCAGUCAACAUUCCAGCUACACGUGUUACGAAGAAGACAGAGACCUUUGAAUACGUGUCGCAAUCUUAUCCGUGGUUUGUCCAAGUUGCAUGCUUGAGAUUCUGAAGAACACAUAGCUGGAACAUGGACCCAUUGACGACAGGUUUCUAGUUUCAUUUUAUUUACUUUUUUUGGUUUUAACAUUACGAUGCAAUAUCUAGUAUUUUUUAAAACAGCUACAUUCAUGCUAUGUUUUGGAUUCAAAUACUAGUUUAGCUCAUCUUUAACAUAUUUUUAUAUUUUUGUAACAACAUAUUAUUGUUUUAUAGUCAUUUUAGUAUAAUCUUCUAAAAUACAUGAAUGUUUCUCUAUUUAUAGGGUAAGACAUUGGACCAAAAAUAUAUUUAUUUAAGAAUUUUUCUAUUUAUUAUAAAAUGUUAAAAUGAGCUGGAGAUACUUUUAUAGUACUAUUUUAAUUUUUAUCGUAUAUAAUAAAAUAUUAAGGAUAAAAUUCUCCAUAUCAAAUAGUAUCUUUUGCUAAGAAAAAAAAAGAACAAAACUUGUUAAUUACAGUUUCACAAU